This is a messenger RNA of Patella vulgata (common limpet), 2196 nucleotides long. RefSeq lists its product as uncharacterized. Lineage: Eukaryota; Metazoa; Mollusca; Gastropoda; Patellidae. The transcript is spliced from 6 exons. The record is from RefSeq and is a predicted model, not a curated record. Bases 572 to 1708 code for a protein of 378 amino acids.
UAGUCUGUUUUGUGGAUACAGAUUUACGUAAUGCAUCUUAAUUAAUGAAAUAAUAUAUAAGAUAUAAGUACAUUGUGAAAUGUGUUAUGAUUUAUAUUCUCAUUUUGCGCUAAUGUAAUUGAUCGAAACUAAUCUUAUCACAACAAGGCCAGAAAGAUAUGAAAAAGUUCAAGGCGAAAUUUUGAUUUAACCAUGGAUAAUUGAGGUCAAUUCUUUUGGGUAGUCCAAGCUCUCCAAUAUCUCUACUUUGAACAAUGCAGAACUGUAGGAGAAGAAAAUCGCACCUUAAUUUCCCCAAAUUAAAAUUGCGAGAUGAAUUAUCAGGCACAUGUUGAGAGAAUUAUAUCAGUCGAACCUGUUUAAUUUGAAGUAAGCGGUAUUUCUCAAAAUUACUAUUGCCAACACCGACCUUGUCGGCCCCCAACCCACCAACGCAUUGCACAUGCAGCCAUCCAAAUAAAAUUACCGUAGUCUAAAAUGACCGAAGUAAAAUAUGAAUCCAGAAACAAAUCAGACGAUUGCUCUUCUCUAAAAAAUAAAUAAUAAAAAGGAAAUAAAACUAUACAGGAAGAUGCCAACUAUCGUUGUCACUACUUCAGUCUUUGAAAGAUGGAAUCGGCUGAAAACACGAUUGAAUUUUUUUGACGAUACUGAUCUAACACUAUUUUUGAUUCAAUUUUGGGAAUCUAAGAACUAUAUUUGUCAAGAUGAGGUUAAAAUGGGGAAUCCUUAUGUAGACGACAUGACAGUCCGUGUAAAAAGUGAUGUCAUGGUGCAGGAGACGAAUAAUGAUGAAACCAACAGGACUGCAACCGUACUCGAAGGUUCAGAUAAAGAAUCCACUACAGCAUCUUCCAAACAAACAGUUAAUGUUCAGUACAAGACAGACCUGGACGACGACAAUUUUUACAUUGAUAAGAAUCUCAGAACCAUGGUUGUUUUACCAGAGAUUCCUUUAAACCCAAGAACGUCUGCAGAACGCCUUAGCCCAUGUACUGUGACCCAACUUAGAGAUGAACACGGCUCACAAGUUUUUCCUUUAAAUGAACAUUUCACUAAACCACAAGUACUAUUUUUCAUAGAAUUAAUCCGCCCGUAUUUAUUAGAGGAUGGCGAAUUACCUAACUCUAUUACAGCGUUGGAAAACAAGAUGAAAUUCGGACGUGGUCAAAAGGGCCUCUUGUGGAACGAACUUGCCGCCAAAAUGACUAAAGAGUACAGUGAAACAUUUACUAAAGAAAAGGUAUGUCGGAAAUGGCAGACAUUAGUGGAUGGUUACAAGAAAGCGAAGGAGAAUAGCACUACUGGUAAAAGGGCAUGUCGUUUUCAAUUUUACGCAGAAAUGGAAGAAUUAGUAGGCGAUGGCCAAGGCGAUGGCCAAGCUACUGACGUUUCGAUCUGCCAGACACAAAGAGAACAUAUUGUAAGCCGGUCAGAUCCAUGCGUGAGCCAGGAGUCCCUUUCAUUCGCGCCAUCUUCAAUUGUCUCCCCUCCAAUUGCGCCAUCUCCAAUUGCGUCAACUUCAACGACUGACAAUAAACGUAGAAUAGAGGAUUCGGAAGAAUCGGAUCUUUUGAAAUAUUUAAAGAAAUCCGACGCGCGAGCAGAAGAAAGACAACAGCAUAUUCUAAAUGAUAUGCAAAAGACCCAAGAAUCGUUCCUUGUAUUAUUUGGGAAACUAAUUGAAAAACUUCCAGAUAAAAAAUAAUGAUGAUCUCCUCUUCGACAUCUGGAUAUGUAUGUGAAUAUUGUUGUGAAUAUGGAUAUGUAUAUUGUUGUGAAUAUGGAUAUGUAUAUUGUUGUGAAUAUGUAUAAGAAUUUUUAUGAUCAUGGAUUUGAACUUUGUCAUGAAUACCGAUGAUAGUUUUUUAUGGAUACCAAGACUGCAUUGUAUGCGUUCAUUUUAAGUUGUAUUUUAUGUAAAUAAAUCAUUUUAGUCGUCACCAUGUUUAUAAUUUGGCUAUGGAUGGUCAGGAAAUUUAUAACAAAACAUGUGCAGUGUGCAUGACUCUACCAUUUAACAAACAAUUAAAAUAAAAGACUUUAUGACCACGGCCACAAAUUCAUAGUGGUGAAGGGAGGGAAAAGCUCUUAAAUAUUUCCAAAGGGUAUUGGGACACCCAGGACACCAUAGCAAUACGUGUACUGCCUUUACCACACGGCAAUCGUGAGCAAAAACUUUAUAAACAAAAUUGC